Messenger RNA from Stegastes partitus (bicolor damselfish), 1519 nucleotides. Its product is annotated as chymotrypsin-like protease CTRL-1. The transcript is spliced from 7 exons. NCBI's taxonomy places the organism in Eukaryota, Metazoa, Chordata, Actinopteri, Pomacentridae. Gene Ontology annotation, biological process: proteolysis. The record is from RefSeq and is a predicted model, not a curated record. The coding region runs from base 10 to 1143 and encodes 377 amino acids. Gene Ontology annotation, molecular function: serine-type endopeptidase activity.
CAGGUCAAGAUGGGUUUCCAGCAGGUUGUGUGGGGGGUCACGCUGAUGAGCUUCCUGCUCUGCACAGGUUGUCAUGCACAGCAGCCCGCCUGCGGGAGAUCCAUGGUCAACAGCUACAACGCUGGAGUUCGAAACGCAACUCCGGGAAGUUGGCCCUGGCAGGCUGCUUUGAGCGCUAACGGCAGCGUGUUCUGUGGAGGUUCCCUAAUCACCGACGAGUGGGUGCUGACAGCCGCAUACUGCACGGCACGCAUGAACAUCAAUGACACAAUGGUUCGUCUGGGACUCCAGACCGUGUCGGGUGUCAACCCCAACGAAGUCUCUCGGGGAAUUGUAGCCAACGUCUGCUUCCCGGCAUACGACCCGGAGACGUACGACAAUGACAUAUGUCUUCUGAAGCUGUCGGCCCCGGUCAAUUUUACAGACUACAUCCGGCCCGUCUGCCUCGCCGCAGCUAACAGUACUUUUUACAGUGGGACUAGCUUCAUCACUGGGUUUGGUUCAACUGACAACUUUGGUUCAAACCCCAACGUUCUGCAGCAAGUAAAUAUACCAAGAUUUGGACGGCGUCAGUGCGAAUGCGAGCAACCUAACGUCACAAGGAACAUGAUCUGCGCUGGAGGACAGGCCUCAUGUCGGGGAGACUACGGGGGGCCUCUGGUGAACAGCAACGGUCCCAACUCCAGCUGGAUCCAGAGUGGAAUUCUGAGUGGGGAUUACGACUGCGCCACCCCUAGAGGUCCUGGAGUCUACACCCUCGUGAGCCGGUACCAGCAAUGGAUCGAAGCCACCGUCACUGGCAUGCCACCUGGCUUCAUCACCUUCACCUCCCGAGGCAAUGACAGCGACUUAAACUUCACUUGCCCCACACCGCCCCCCUUCACCACCGAUGACCCACCGUACCCCACCGGGAGCCCACCGUACCCCACCACCCGCAACCCACCAUACUCCCCCACCGGCUACCCACCGUACCCCACCCGCUACCCACCGUACUACACCACCCGCGACCCACCAUUCCCCCCCAGAACGCCCUGUAACGACGAAUUUUGUGCUGGUGCUGGUGAAAACCUGAUCCACUUCACUCACUUCAUCACUCUGUCUGUUCUGGCUCUGGUGCUUCAUGCGUUUGUUGGCCGUUCCUGAAUGGAACAUAAAUGUUGUACUCCGAGUACACAUUUCGGGUACGUCUACCUUACGUGACUGCAUUUUAUUUUUCUACUUUUACAGACUGCCUACUAAUAAAUACACGCAUAGCUCAGGGGUGAAUAAAUAUAUCUAUUUUCUCAGUUGUCUUCGAACCAUUCUAAUUGUGACUGUUGCUGCGGGCAUUUUAAAAAGAAGGUGUUACUAGAAAAUGAAGUAAAACUACAAAAAAAAAAAAACUGAACCUUUCAAAGCUUUAAUUCUAGAAUGUGAAGUGACAGAAUGUUGUAAGCGCACAUGUACUCAUUUAUAUCUGAUGCACUUUGAUUUAAAACCUUGUUUCAUGGAGGAAUGUUGGUUUCCUGAUUAAACCAUG